AUGUGUAAAGGAUUAGCUGCCUUGCCCCAAACCUGCCUCGUACGGGCUAAGGAGAUCAAGUCAAAAUUGGGAGUUUUGCUGCAAAAACCAGAAAAUGCAAUCGAUCUCAUUGUUCCUUAUCCGGAGAAAACGGAGAAGAAGCCAGAGAAGUUGCAGAAACCUUCAAGAGAGGAAGCUGCUCAGUGGCGUGAGAGUCUGGACCGUGUUCUGAACAACAGCUAUGGUCUUGCUACUUUCCGUAGCUUCCUGCAGUCUGAGUUCAGUGAUGAGAAUAUUGAGUUCUGGAUGGCCUGUGAGGAUUUCAAGAAGAUCAAGAACCCAGUGAAGAUGGCCGCCAAGGCAAAAAUGAUUUAUGAAGACUACAUUCAGUCUGAGGGACCAAAAGAGGUCAAUAUUGAUCAUUUUACCAAAGACGUGACUCUGAGGAAUUUGGUGGAUCUUUCUCCUGAAACCUUCGAUCUGGCUCAAAAGCGGAUCCACGCCUUGAUGGAAAAAGACUCCUUUGGCCGUUUCCUGAGGUCUGAGCAGUACCAGGAGCUUUUGGUCAACUAA
This is a messenger RNA of Nerophis lumbriciformis (worm pipefish), 552 nucleotides long. Lineage: Eukaryota; Metazoa; Chordata; Actinopteri; Syngnathiformes; Syngnathidae. The record is from RefSeq and is a predicted model, not a curated record.